Anopheles stephensi (Asian malaria mosquito) is the source of this 2365-nucleotide messenger RNA. Its product is annotated as HEAT repeat-containing protein 3. The record is from RefSeq and is a predicted model, not a curated record. Gene Ontology annotation, biological process: protein import into nucleus; ribosomal large subunit biogenesis. The coding region runs from base 85 to 2055 and encodes 656 amino acids. The transcript has 2 exons. Lineage: Eukaryota; Metazoa; Arthropoda; Insecta; Diptera; Culicidae.
ACAUCAGCACGUGUGAUUGUUUUCUUUGGUGUUGUUGCGCGUGUUGGUCCGGCAUUUCGUCCCUGUUUCUAAGCGGUUUGAAAAAUGGGGAAGGCCAAGAAAUUAAAAUUACACCACAAUAAAACCAACCCCACCGGGUUGAUGGACGCGAAUGAGUUGAUUGCGCAGGGGCUUGCCGAAAGCGAAAAGUCCGGCACUCCGGUCGAGGCGAUCGUGGAGCAGUUACAAUCAGCCGUCAUAGAGGAGAAAAUCUGUGGUUUGCAAUCGUUGGCAACCAUUUGCCAGGGAGAACCCAAUGUGGGAGAGCUGGUACGGAACGAUGUGAUUCGGAUAGCAGCGUCCCUGUUAGUAGAUCCAGAUCCGAGUGUACGUCAUGCCACUGCCGGUGCGUUACGGAACCUGUCGGUGAUCAGUGUGGAGCUGUGCGAGUUUAUGGUCGAUCAGGACGUGUUGACGCCGUUGCUGGUUCUGCUUAACCGCUACCCAAGCAGCGGUCAAUGGACGCCCACGUUCGAUAAGAACAUGCAGAACCAGAUGGAUGAGCAUUCGGACACGUUUCUGCACGGUGUCAAUCUGCUGUGGAAUUUAUGUGAAAGUACUUCCGACGCGUUGAACGCCUUCAAUCAGUCGCAGCUGUUGGAGAACUUUGUAGCAUUUCUCAACUAUAACGUGUAUGGGCAAGAGAUCGCGAUUGCUGUCGCACAAUGUCUGCUGGUGGUUUCGGAAGACAAUGCCUCAUCGUGGCGAGUUCUCGCCAACCAUGGUGCAGAGCUAGUAUCGCUUCUCGCAAUUCAAGUAGUGGAUAAUUCCACCUUGAUGCUGCGUGCCCUGGCUGCCGGUAUCAUCGGCAAUGUUCCGGUGCUGUUGAGCAGUCACACAAGCAAAGUGUUGAUCUGCGUUUCCAAAACGCUCGAGAUGAACCAUCGUUCGGCAUUGGGUAAUUUGACCAGUAUGCUACCCUUAGAACCACAGAAAGAUGUGGUAGAUUUGGAGGUUACCGAUGACGUUGUUUUCGACGAGGAAACUGAAGCUCAGUCACAUCAGCGCCGAAGAAAGGCCGAUUUACCUUCCGAGGGUGAACUGGAAGUGCGUGACGUGGGACGGCUGUUGCAAUCGCAGCGUAUUGCGGCCGAAAUAUUGACAAAUAUUUGCUCCUCUGACGAUGACUGGCAGAGUGAAGGUAACGAGAACGAGAACAAUGAAGGGUCGGACGCGGAGAGCGUGUACGAUUACGAUACGAAUGGGCUGAACGAAAGCGUCGAAAAUACGGACAAAAUAUCGGUCGAGGUGCUGGAAGCUAUCAAGUCACUCGCGCUGGUGGAGAAGCUGUGGCAGAAAGCGCAACCGGUCGCGGAGAACGUGUACCAAAUGCUGGUCGAGUCGGAGCAAGGUACCUUGAAAAAGUUGGACGCAAUGCGGAUCUCGGCCAUGCUCUGUCUUCACAAUCUGUGCAACAACAUUUCUACGGACGAUCUGGGCGGACCGGCAGCCGUUUACAAUGUGUGGAUUGACCUAGGGCAGCAAGUAUUCCAGGGCCAGCGUAACGGUAAGCUGCUGGAAGCAUCGACAUCGCUGAUGCGAGCCGCCCUGGAGCACUUGCGCAAGAGCCCGGAACUAUUCCAGCAGAUGACGGAGAACGAUUUGCAGCUCAUGCUGAACGGUGUGACGGGAUGCGAAGAUAUAGAGAUCCGUGCAAACUGGCUGCGAAUGCUGGGCAUUUUGGGCUGUUUGCUACCGGAAUCGCACGUGAAGGUGAUCAUCGAUUUCGUGCUGAACACUUGCGCCAACGAACCGGACGUUUGGGUGUUGGCAGAGGCACUCGAUUCAAUGAUGGACAUUUUUGCUGACAACGAUUGGCACUCGAUAAUGCACGAGCUGGGCAUGGUCGCGAAGUGUAAGCAGUUGGAUCGCAUCAUGCGCGAGAAAAUGAAGCGAGACAAGCGUCAACUGGGCGAUCGGUUUCCCGCUGUUUCUACGGUACGUACAAAUUUGAGUCGGUUUUGCAAAUACCUAGAGACGGAACUGAAAACCUUCAAGCCAAACAUGGAAUCGUAGAAUGGAAGGAGAUGGUGUUGCAUUUUGAAUUCAAAAAUGCUUGAGUGGUCUAGUUUCGGUUAUCUUGCUGAUUGCAAACAAUAAUUUUGCUCCAUUCAUUGGUCAAUCAAUUGAUCAUCUUACAUUACAUCCGGUACUGUGUAUUUUUUGUGUUUGCAUUAUUCGAUAAACCAAUCAAAUUUACUAAAACGGAAUUCAUAUGUCCUACAAUCCGUGGCCUUUUUUUGUGUAUUACAACUGUUAAUGUGUCAAAGCUGCAUUACGUUAUCAUAACGUAAAUAAAAUAUCAAUUGUAUAAUGCCAAAUCGUA